UUAUCAAAUAAUCGGCCGAGUGCGGGCCGACAAUUCAGAAUCUUCUGAAUGAUGUGGAAUGAUUUAUGAAACCAAAUUUGUGUUAUUGUUUAUUCCGACGCGUUGUAUAGCGUCGCAUUUCUGUUGACUCAUAAAGGUUCGUUUUCGAUUAAAUUUCCCCUCGUCUAACCACAAAGAUGUCUGCGCCGAAACAGCAACAGAAUGUUGAGCACAAAGAGAAGAAGAGGAAAGAGAGCAUUCUUGAUUUGUCGAAGUAUCUCGAGAAGAAUAUAAGGGUAAAAUUUGCCGGUGGCAGAGAAGCUGAAGGUAUCCUUAAAGGUUAUGAUCCUUUACUCAACUUAGUACUUGACAACACAAAGGAAUAUCUUAGAGAUCCAGAUGAUCCAUACAAAUUAAAUCAAGACACUCGUAUGCUGGGUUUGGUAGUGUGCAGAGGAACAUCUGUAGUGCUUAUUUGUCCUGUAGAUGGCAUGGAAUCUAUUCAGAAUCCGUUCAUACAACAAGAAGGAUAAACUAAAAAGAUCUUUAUCAAUAUAUGUUACAUCAUACAAAAGAAACUUAUCUUAAUCUUUAUAUUGAUUACUAUUUCUAUUUUUUAAAUAAAAAUAUAAUUUAUUUUG
Messenger RNA from Trachymyrmex septentrionalis, 620 nucleotides. It is a transcript of the gene LSm7, whose product is annotated as U6 snRNA-associated Sm-like protein LSm7. Lineage: Eukaryota; Metazoa; Arthropoda; Insecta; Hymenoptera; Formicidae. The coding region runs from base 177 to 512 and encodes 111 amino acids. Gene Ontology annotation, molecular function: RNA binding. The record is from RefSeq and is a predicted model, not a curated record. Gene Ontology annotation, biological process: mRNA splicing, via spliceosome; nuclear-transcribed mRNA catabolic process. The transcript is spliced from 4 exons. Gene Ontology annotation, cellular component: U12-type spliceosomal complex; catalytic step 2 spliceosome; U2-type prespliceosome.